AUGGAGAACUUUGUUAACAUGGGCCGGCAAUUUCUGCAGAACCAGAGCGGCGCGACUGCAGGCGCCGAGAAUGAUCACCAUGCUUUUGGUUUUCAUCCCGAACAAGUUGCAAACUACGCGCAGAAUCACGAUCAGCAGGCUGGCCACGGUGGUAUGAACAUGGGCAUCUUUUCUCAGGUGGCCAACGCUAUGCAUAGCCGGCACCAACAAGGCCAAAUCAGUAAUGAUGUGGACCACAAUCAGCUCCUGAGCGCUUUCAAAAAAGUGCAGGGAGGUCAACCUGCCUCAUCGCAAGAGGCCGGUCAGGCCUCGGCCGUGGACGCCGUCAAGCAGUUCUUUGGCAACAAUGAGCACAAGAACGAGGGCGGUCUUAGCGCGCUGAUGGGCAAAGCCAUGUCGAUCGCUGGAAAAAAUGCUCCAAAUGGCCAGAAAGAAGACGCGAUGCACCACGCCAGCGAGACUGUGAUGAAGAUGGCCAUGAAGCACAAGAUGCACAGCAUGUUCAGCGGCUACAAUGAAGGCGUAUCGGAACUCAUGGACUUGUACACAUAA
Malassezia restricta is the source of this 552-nucleotide messenger RNA. RefSeq lists its product as uncharacterized. The transcript has a single exon. Lineage: Eukaryota; Fungi; Basidiomycota; Malasseziomycetes; Malasseziales; Malasseziaceae. Bases 1 to 552 code for a protein of 183 amino acids. The record is from RefSeq and is a predicted model, not a curated record.